Messenger RNA from Pelodiscus sinensis (Chinese soft-shelled turtle), 460 nucleotides. NCBI's taxonomy places the organism in Eukaryota, Metazoa, Chordata, Testudines, Trionychidae. The record is from RefSeq and is a predicted model, not a curated record.
AUGAUCCUAGCUCCUUGUUACUUAAAUAACAUGCUUGAGUAAAAAACGCUUAGAAAGAGGAUCACACACUUGACAGGGACUUGCCGGUGACUAGGAAUAGCCGAGCUUUCAGUAGGAAAUGGCCAGCCGCCUCUCAGACCUGAUUCAGUACCGGGGGCUAUUUCAGAUGAUGUUUGUCCUGGGAAUUGGUGGAAGCUUCCUGCCAGGUUUUCACAUGUCUGUGAUCAGCUACUCUUCCAUGCACAUUAAGAGGUUUAUCAACAAAACCUGGCUGGAGCGACACGGCUUUCCCCUCCAUCAGGAGACCAUCACAUUGCUAUGGUCCCUCAUUGUGUCUAUCUACUUUGUAGGGGGACUGCUGGGGAGUCUGUGUAGCGGAUACCUGUCUGAGAAAUAUGGAAAGUACGUAUCUUUUCUGAACAGCUCGCUAAUGGGAAAUUGUAACAAUGGAACCUGCUAA